This is a messenger RNA of Drosophila rhopaloa, 1704 nucleotides long. RefSeq names its product trypsin-1. The transcript is spliced from 5 exons. The record is from RefSeq and is a predicted model, not a curated record. Gene Ontology annotation, molecular function: serine-type endopeptidase activity. Gene Ontology annotation, biological process: proteolysis. NCBI's taxonomy places the organism in Eukaryota, Metazoa, Arthropoda, Insecta, Diptera, Drosophilidae. Bases 341 to 1573 code for a protein of 410 amino acids.
AGAAAGUACUUGGAUUACUUGGGCAAUCAUAAUAUUCACUAUAUAAGCGGCGGUUCCCAUCCCACAAAGCUUUUGUCUGGGAACUGAGCUUAGAAGUACGCGACUUGCCUGAGAGCCGCUUUAUUAGCCAGGAAAACCCAAAAGUGUCAACGCAUCGAACAAGUUCAAAAGCAGUGUUCAAGUACAUCAAUCGUAAGUUGAGCCGAUCUGAGCUCGGCUUCCAUAUCGGAACAGUAGCUUGUUGGAGAAUUGCACAGAGCAGAACUGAUUCAGCUGGCAUCGGAAGCGGCACGCGAUAAAAUCCCAGUGCAUUUGCAAAAAUAAACUUAAAAAACUUAAAAUGAAGGCCAUAUUUUGGGCUUUCGCGGCUUUAUUCGGGUUUAGCUGGCAGCAGGUAUUCGGCAAAACAUUAACCAACGAUUAUGUAGACCUCUUUGACUUCGACGACAAUUCUGAGUUCCAAUGGGGCGAAUCCGAAAACCAGCUUUAUAGCAAGGAAAAUCGGACUGGCGAAAACAAAGUGGUGAAUUUUCUGUCACGACAUCGUCUUAAUAAACGGCAAGCUCCUAAUUCGCAGUUGCUGGAGAACAAGGAUUACGGCCCUUGCAGCACGCCCUUGGGUGAAUCCGGUCGUUGUCGCCACAUUAUCUACUGCCGAAUGCCAGAACUUAAAAACGAUGUUUGGCGCCUGGUAUCUCAACUUUGUAUCAUUGAAAAGAGCUCCAUAGGAAUUUGCUGCACUGACCAGUCGACCAGCAACCGCUUUAGUCCGCAGAUCGUGACCAAUCCGGACACGGAUGAACCACGCAUCGUCAACAAGCCGGAGCAGCGUGGCUGUGGGAUUACCACCAGGCAGUUCCCGCGGCUCACGGGAGGGCGACCAGCCGAGCCCGACGAGUGGCCCUGGAUGGCGGCCCUGCUGCAGGAGGGUCUGCCCUUCGUGUGGUGCGGUGGUGUCCUGAUCACCGAUCGCCACGUCCUUACGGCUGCCCACUGCAUCCACAAGAAGAACAAGGAGGAUAUCUUUGUGCGUCUGGGCGAGUACAACACUCAUAUGCUAAACGAGACGAGAGCGAGAGAUUUCCGUAUUGCCAACAUGGUCCACCACAUCGAUUACAAUCCACAGAACUACGACAAUGAUAUUGCCAUUAUCAGAAUCAACAGGGCCACUAUAUUCAACACCUAUAUCUGGCCAGUUUGCAUGCCCCCCGUGAACGAGGAUUGGUCAGAUAGGAAUGCCAUUGUCACGGGUUGGGGCACCCAGAAAUUUGGCGGACCUCAUUCCAACAUUCUAAUGGAGGUUAACUUGCCGGUGUGGAAGCAGUCUGACUGCCGAGCUUCGUUUGUUCAGCAUGUUCCGGACACCGCCAUGUGCGCAGGAUUGCCGGAAGGAGGACAGGACUCUUGUCAAGGCGAUAGCGGGGGUCCACUGCUCGUGCAGCUGCCCAACCAGCGCUGGGUCACCAUCGGCAUUGUAUCCUGGGGCGUCGGCUGCGGACAGCGUGGUCGGCCGGGUAUUUACACACGUGUGGAUCGCUACCUGGACUGGAUUCUGGCCAAUGCCGAUGUCUAAAACAUACGAAGGACUGCCUUCAGUUCGUCAGUACAUUCAAUUUACUUGGCAUAAGCUUUAACAAAUGCUAUGGUCUAAAUACACUAAUUAACCUGAUAACGUUCGAUAUUAAUAAAAACUAUGAACACCCG